AUGGCUAGCCAACAUCCCAUCGGCGACCCUCCAACGGAUGCCAUUUCGGCCUUGAGAUUUUCACCGCAUCCAAAUUCCUUGCGCUUCGUCGUGGCCUCGUGGGACAAGUUCGCAUACGUGUACGAGCUCAUCGAUAGCAAAACCUGCAGACAGAUCACCAAGUUCGAACACAGAGCACCCGUGCUUGACGUGUGCUUCGGCAAAGAUGACAAUGAAAUCUACACGGCCUGCUUGGACUGGGAUGUGAGAAGGAUCGAUGUCAGCACUGGAACUCAAACGGUACUCAGCACGCACGACAACGGUGUACGAUCAGUUGUCUACAGUAAGCAACACUCCCUCGUCGUGUCCGCGGCGUGGGACUCGACGCUGCAUAUCCAUCCGGGCACAGCAGAUGCACAGUGGUCCACCGCGACCAUCAAUUUACCCUCCAAACCCUACUCGCUCGCCGUAUCGUCAUCCAAGCUGGUCGUUGCAAUGGCCAACCGCGCCCUACACAUCUACGAGCUCAAGACACUAGCCAACGAAUGCAAGAGCUCUGCAAACUCUUUACAAAACAGACUCGAUAUCGAACCGUGGCAGCGGCGAGAGAGCAGUCUCAAGUUUAUGACGAGAGCGGUGGACUGUAUGCCUAACGACGAGGGUUACGCUUCUUCAAGUAUUGAAGGCCGUGUUGCGGUCGAAUGGUGCGAUCCUUCGAACGAGUCGCAGGCGCGCAAGUAUGCAUUCAAAUGCCAUCGUCAACCUGAGGGUGAUGUCGAUGUCGUUUACCCGGUCAAUGCGGUCGCGUUUCACCCGAUUCACGGCACGUUUGCGACCGGCGGCGGUGAUGGUGUUGUCGCAAUCUGGGAUGCCAUUGCCAAACGCAGAAUUCGUAUCUAUCCGAAGCUAGCGGCCAGUGUGGCUGCAACGUCCUUCAGUUCGAAUGGCAAGUACCUCGCCACGGCGAUCAGUCCGGGCGCCGAGGACGGCAAGGAUGAGAUCCCUGAAGGUUCGGUAGGCAUAUUCAUCCGAGAACUGGGCGAGAACGAAGUCAAGAGAAAGACGAAGUGA
Exophiala viscosa is the source of this 1050-nucleotide messenger RNA. Its product is annotated as cell cycle arrest protein BUB3. Gene Ontology annotation, molecular function: ubiquitin binding. Bases 1 to 1050 code for a protein of 349 amino acids. The transcript has 3 exons. The record is from RefSeq and is a predicted model, not a curated record. Gene Ontology annotation, biological process: mitotic spindle assembly checkpoint signaling. Gene Ontology annotation, cellular component: kinetochore; nucleoplasm; bub1-bub3 complex. NCBI's taxonomy places the organism in Eukaryota, Fungi, Ascomycota, Eurotiomycetes, Chaetothyriales, Herpotrichiellaceae.